Pantherophis guttatus is the source of this 4331-nucleotide messenger RNA. It is a transcript of the gene METTL16, whose product is annotated as methyltransferase 16, RNA N6-adenosine. Gene Ontology annotation, molecular function: 23S rRNA (adenine(1618)-N(6))-methyltransferase activity. Lineage: Eukaryota; Metazoa; Chordata; Lepidosauria; Squamata; Colubridae. Gene Ontology annotation, biological process: rRNA base methylation. The record is from RefSeq and is a predicted model, not a curated record. Gene Ontology annotation, cellular component: nucleus.
CCCCGCACCCCCACACUUCAUCGAGGCACCCCCUGGGCUGGCCAUCCGUUUGCUCUGGCAUCGGGGCAAUAGCGAGCAAAGAGCAGCGACCAGCAGCCCCUUCACUAACUUUUCUGAAGGCGGACGAGGCUAUUCUGGGCAAAGGAGCGUCUCCCUCGCGCUUCCACCACGAAAGAGGCAACCGCCUCCAUUCCCUACUAGAAACCGACGCCCCUGCGUUAACAAGGAAGAAAAGACAAGAAGCCCAACGAGCUCCCCCGCCCCUCCGCUUCCCCAAGGGAAGGUGGGGGACAAGAACCAGCUCUAACCAUAGAGGUGCCGACGUCCAGAGCAGCCAUGAAGGACUUCCUUUAAAAAGCAAAUGCAGUCACUCGUUUGCACUUCCGGUGUGCGCGAGGAGGACGGAUACGCAGUUUGCGCCAGAGGUUUGAACGUAGGUAUUGGCCGGCCCUCCGGAUGGCCCUCAACAAAUCUAUGCAUGAGAGGAAUAGAUACAAGAACAAACCUCCCGACUUCGCUUUUCUGGCAUCCAAGUAUCCAGAAUUUAAGCAGCACGUGCAAAUUAACUUGUCAGGAAGAGUGAGUGUAAAUUUCAAGGAUCCACAAGCAGUGAGAGCCCUGACAUGUACAUUGCUGAAAGAAGAUUUUGGACUUCAGAUAGAUAUACCAUUAGAAAGGCUUAUUCCAACUGUUCCCUUGAGACUUAACUAUAUCCACUGGGUUGAAGAUCUAAUUGCUCAGCAAGAUACUGCUACUAAAGGUUCUGUUACAUGGGGAAUAGACAUAGGUACUGGUGCAUCCUGUAUUUACCCAUUACUUGGUGCAACUUUGAAUGGAUGGUAUUUUAUUGCAACGGAAGUGGAUGAUGUGUGUUUCAGCUAUGCCAAGAAAAACGUAGAGCAAAAUAACUUAUCUGAUCUUAUAAAAGUGGUUAAAGUACCACAAAAAACACUACUCCUGGAUGCCUUAGAAGAAGAGUCUGAAGUUAUUUAUGACUUCUGUAUGUGCAACCCUCCAUUUUUUGCCAACCAACUAGAAGCAAAGGGAGUAAAUUCUCGUAACCCUAGAAGGCCACCACCUAGUUCAGUCAAUACAGGAGGCAUAACUGAGAUCAUGGCUGAAGGAGGAGAGCUAGAAUUUGUCAAGAGAAUCAUUCAUGAUAGCUUGCAACUUAAAAAAAGAUUACGGUGGUAUAGUUGUAUGUUGGGAAAGAAAUGCAGUUUGGCACCAUUGAAAGAAGAACUACGAAUCCAUGGAGUUCCUAAAGUCACCCAUACUGAAUUCUGCCAAGGUCGGACUAUGCGAUGGGCCCUGGCUUGGAGCUUCUAUGAAAAUGUCAAAGUUCCAUCACCUCCUUCUAAGAAAAGGAAACUAGAAAAACCUCGGAAACCAAUCACAUUUCUCGUCCUGGCAUCUACAGCCAAAGAGUUAGGUAUGAAAGCUUCAUCUGUAGGAAUCAAUGCUGUUGAAGGAUUAGGAGUUGUUGCAGCAUGGAUUAGAAAACUACUCACUGAUUUGAAGGUUCAGCAUAAAACACUUCCGUGUGGAAAAGAUGAGGUCAGCUUGUUUCUAACAGCUGUGGAAAAUUCCUGGAUUCAUUUAAGGAGAAAAAAGAGGGACAGAGUCAGGCAACUGCGUGAACUUCCUCGAGCAUCUGAAGAUUUCCUGCAAUCAGCAGAAGAAAAGAAUCAGAAAACAUCCUGUAACAUUUCUGAGUGUGAAGGAAAUGCAAAUGGAUCUACUGAAAAAUCAUCUGAGGUACUUUGUCUUGAUGUUGAGUCAUCAGAAGAUAAUGGACUUAAUAAUGUACCUGCAAUUCAGGAGAAAAAUAUUCAGGGAUCCACUGAGGAAAGCAGCAGCACAGAGGAACCAUCCUUUAUUUCAGAAUCCAAAGAUAUUUCCAGUAAUCAAAAUGAAGGGACCAAGACUUUUGCUAAUGAAAUCUUGGCUCUUGAAACUGGACAGAAUGAUAACACUUCAGGGGAAUGGUUCCUUUUCAAAUGUGUGUUAAUUGUGAAGAAAGAAGGUUCUGAUAUUUUAAUAGAAAUGCACUGGAUCGAUGGACAGAACAGAGACUUAAUGAAUCAACUGUGCACUUAUCUAAAGAAUCAGAUGUUUCGUUUGAUCACAAUUUAAAGACAUGUGGAUGUUUGGAAGAAUUAUCCUUAUUUUUGUAAUCUUGCUUUUGUAUUUAAUACCCGUUUCCCCUAGACCUAUCCCGAAAAUAAGCCCUAGCAUGCUUUUACAUGUGUGCCUAAUAUAAGCCCUACCCCCCAAAAUAAGCCCUACUUAAGAACCAAUGCAGCUGGCUGCCUGCCCAUUCCUUCUGGUUGCUCGUGGUGCGGUGGCCACAAGGCAAGGUGGGGUGGUAGAGCUGCCCCAUGCGCCCUGCACCAGUUUACCUCAAGGCCCCCGCAGCCAAGCCAUCCAUGCCCUGACCUCUGCCUCACAGCAGCAGCAACCACCAUGUUGUGGCCUGUCAGCCACCGGACCCUCCACCAGCUGUGUCAGGUGAGGAAGAGGCAGAGUCAAGGCCAGUGUCAAGGCAAUCUCAGAGCUCCAAGGGGGAAGAGGGAAUAGAGCUGUCAGAGAUAGAGGCAGAGCCUGAGCCAUCCAUUAGCCCUAAGAUGGAGAGGCCACAGCCCCCAGGUCUAGAGGUUGCUGAUGAGGAAGAGGAGGAACAGCUGGAUCCAGUGCCUGACAAUAUGGAUGCGCAGAAGGCAGGGGAGAGAAGAGCAGUGAGAAUCCUGAAUCCUGUCUGGGACUUAUUAGACUCCUUCCUUUAAAUCAGCAUCACUGACUGGUGUGCCUUCUGAGUGUGUGUGUGUGUGUGUGUGUGUGUGUGUGUGUCUGCUGCUGGAAAAAGCACACCUUUCAGGACUUCUUGUGUGAAUAUGGAGAGAGAGAUUUGUGGUGUGUGGGGCUAUUUCAGUGGGAAAGGGAACUGACACAGGCACUGAAAGACUUAGCCUGCAGCUCCAUUUCUCCUACCUCACGGCAGCGACACUGACACAGCACACUGCCUCCUGUCCCACCACGAGCAAGCAGAAGUGAGCCUCCUGUACAUGGGGGAAAAAAUAAGACACCCCCUGAAAAUAAGCCCUACUGCUUAUUUUGGGACACAAAAGAAAAUAAGACCAGGUCUUAUUUUGGGGAAAACAUGGGUGGCAUCCACAAUGGUACCUCUUAAAGAUAAUAGGUUCUAAAAAUUUGAGGUAUUUAUGAUUAGUUAAAACAAAAAAUGAAUUGUGCUUGCUUUCUACUGGAAUAAUUCGGAUUUAUGUUAUAACUGUAUUUUCCUUACUGAUUUCAGUGAGUCAUAAAUGUAACUAGUUAAAUCUGAAUCACUUUCCCUGUAAUCAUCACCUUUGUAUAAUGGAGUUAAUAUUUUUUGUUUCAGCUUACAUAUUGAAAGAGCAGCACUGUAAUAGCAUUAAAAAUGUUGUAAAAAAUUGUCAGCUUUUCCAACUGUUCAGAAAUUGUUUUAUAUCUAUAUCUUGGCCUCCUUGUCAGAAGUGCUCCCACAUGUUGGAUUGCAUCAAAGCAGAAUAUUUUUUUCAACUUUGAAAGAACAGAGGUUGUACACAAAUGCCACUUAGAUUAUUUUGCUAUAGAAUUGAGAAAACUAUACUUCAUUCUCUGGUGUAUCUUGAUAAAUUUUAAACAAAGUUGCAAUGCUCUGUUACUAAAAUCAGAAUCCAAGGUUUGGAGUGCCUCAUUAACAAUAAAUUAUUUUUUGCAAAGAUGCAAAAUCAGUAGUUAGUGGAUCAAAUAGAGAUCAGUAAUAUCACUUCUGUAAACCAUGAGGUUAGACAAGGUUAAUAAUUUACUCAUUUUUUGGAAUUUGAAGUCACAUGUUUGUGCUUUCUACUGCCAUCUUGUGCACAAGUUGUAGUAUUGUAACUAAUUUUCUUGUUCAGUGCUUGCCAUCUGGUUGUCAAAGCACAUGAAACUUCAUGUUUGUUCCAUAUGACUGAUAAUUUUGUCUUCUGUCAACUUGAAAGAGCUGCACCACAAGCACAUAUUGAAUGGAGCUUUUUGAGAAAUAUGUCCACAAAUAUAACUUCUCCUUCAGUGCAUUUGUUUCUCAGGCCUUUUGCAGCCAAUAUUGUAGAUCAACAAACCAAGCACAAGAAAUAGCUGUGAGAAGGAAAAGAGCCAAAGAUGUCCUAUGUAGUCUUGCUGGACCAUAUGCCUCAUCAAGUGAAGAGGAAUUAAUUAACGUAAUUCAAAUGUUCCUUUUAGUUUGCAAAAGGUACUUGGAACAUCAAUAUAGAGCCAGUUCCAAGAAGUUAAACCCAGCAAUAAAAUUGUGCCAAUGUACUCCCAAA